AUGACUGCAAAAGGCCCCUACAAUACUCCCAGGACAAGCAUCCUAAUUCUCCUCUCCUGCUCCCUUUUCAUCAACGCGGCAGAAGGAACAACAGCUACCCUCACCGAAUCCACAGCCUACGCGUCGCAACGACCCUGCGCGAAGCGCUGCUUCUAUUGGGGCGCCGCCUCGCAAGGCGGUGCCGAUUUCCUCGCAGACCGGAUCGGCUGCGACGUUGAUCCCAUCGAGAACGAAUGCAUCUGUCGCUCGGAUCUCCAGCAAACCGCCGACUCGUUCCUCCGCAAAUGCGUGAGUGACAAGUGUGGCUCAAAUGCCAUCGAUAUUUCCAGCGCCGUCAGCAUAUACGACGAUUAUUACGACCGGGACGACUUCAUCAGGUACGCCGAUCGCCCCUGCGACCGUAACGGUGACUGUCGUGCAGACGGUGCUGGCGUCUGGGGGACGACGUCUGCGGCCGGCAGUCCUUGGACUACUGUAAGGACGAGGUUGACCGUUGUGGAUGCUUUAGUCUCGACAUCUCAGGCGACUACUGCUUCAUCAACAAGUGAGAAGGCGUCGGAUCGGACGACCGAGUCUACAAGGCAGUCGGUGCCAUCGGCAACCCUGUCGACAACGACAACGUCACCGACUGCUUACUUGGGUACUGGAGAAGGAGACAAGUCUGGUCAAGGUGAUGGAAGCAAACUGAAAGUGGGAGAGAUUGUCGGUAUUGUCGUUGGUAUUCUCGGCUUCAUCGCAACGGCUGUAGGGUCAUGGUUUUCAUACAAGACUCUCAAGCAAAGGAAACGUCUGGCUGCAAAUGCUCCCUGA
Aspergillus fischeri NRRL 181 is the source of this 810-nucleotide messenger RNA. RefSeq lists its product as uncharacterized. Bases 1 to 810 code for a protein of 269 amino acids. The transcript has 2 exons. The record is from RefSeq and is a predicted model, not a curated record. Lineage: Eukaryota; Fungi; Ascomycota; Eurotiomycetes; Eurotiales; Aspergillaceae.